This is a messenger RNA of Linum trigynum, 1408 nucleotides long. NCBI's taxonomy places the organism in Eukaryota, Viridiplantae, Streptophyta, Magnoliopsida, Malpighiales, Linaceae. The record is from the annotation of a GenBank genome assembly.
GUAACUGAGGCCUUGGGUUGAGAUACCUUGGACUCAAAUUGGGUUCGUAGUCCAGCAAAAGCUUUGCCAAAAUAAUGGGCCCGUGAGUUGGAAAGAAGAUUAGGCCCAUUUCGCUGGCCUGUUUGUAACCAACUCCUUUCUUUUGUGGACCUCUUAUUCGUCUUCACUUCUUCCCCAACAAACACUUCCCAGUUUCCGUACCGAACCACAGAAAAAAAGGCGUCUCCAUUUUUCGGCAUCGCAGAAAAGGAGCUGUGGCUUUGCCUGCCGUGCUGGGGGAAGCCAAUAGAGCGCGCCAAAAGGAAAUGGGCAUUGGCAAGAAGACAUAAAACCUUUGAUUCCAGCUCUCAGAGUGAAAUGGUUCAGUUUCUGGGUUCAGUUCGAGUGACACCUUACACUCUGUCCAAUUUCGCGCAUUCCAGACACCACAUCCCACUCAGCAGCAGCUCUUCGUUUCCCUCCUCAAGAAUUGGCUUCUCUCCUUUCAGGAGGAUUCUCCGAGCUUGCAUUCAGUCAAAUUCAUGUGGGAAAUUUGACACACAGUUACCUUCGGACCAGCCUGAGAUCAUGUUCUUGGGAACAGGAACUAGUGAAGGCAUUCCUCGUCUAAGUUGCCUGACUAAUCCUCUGAAGAAGUGUGAGGUUUGUUCAAAAGCAAUAGAACCUGGUAAUAAGAAUAAGGGGCUGAACACAAGCAUCCUCAUUCUUGAUAGAUGCUGGAAAGUUUUUCUACCACAGUGCUCUUCGGUGGUUUCCUGCAUAUGGGUUUGUUCUUAUUCUACAUACUCAUAGCAUUUCCACUGAAAGUAUUAUGAGUUGGUAAAAUGACAUUAUCAAUUUGUAUGAGAUUAGUGUUGCUUUAGUAAUAUCAUUGACUAAUUUCUUACCUGACUUCUGCAUUUUCAAUAAGUUUCUAUGUCUACUGAAUGAGAAGGGAUGGUAGUGUUGCUCACUCGCUUUGCUUGGUCCUUUAGCUAUCCAGUAGGCAGUAACUGACAGUUUAAUUAGAGAUGGCCAUGAAUUUUCAUGUAUUAGAUGGAUGAGAGUCUACACACCUUUCAGCAUAUAACAGUAUUUUGAAACUAACUGCAAUGUCUUGUACUCAUGUUUUCAGUAAUUUCUUAAAGGAUCUAGCGUUAGCAGCACAUAACCAUUUUUAGCUCUGAGAAGGAUUUAAAUUGGUUAGAGUUCUCAUGCUUCUGCAACGAGGUAAGCUGACUGUUUGCCUGUUUCCUCCGUUAUUGUCUGUGCACUUUCGUACGGUAUUUCCCCACAUAUAGCGACUUCAAAUUUCUGUCAGGCUAAGAACAAUUGAUGCGGUUGUUAUUACUCAUUCUCAUGCUGAUGCCAUUGGAGGUCUCUGACACUAACUUCCGAAUCCGUUUCUAGAUAAAAGCCUUAAAGUUAA